UUCAGGGAAACACCAAUAAAGGCCUUCCUUCCUUAAAAGUUAAAACCCACAAAACUCACUCUUAAACAGUCAAAUAUUAUGAUUAGUGACUCAAAUUAUCAUUAAUUUUACCAAUUAUGAAGCAGAGCAAUUUUAGAAAACAGAGCUACUCUGUUUUUCUUCUGGUAUUAUUGUUCAAAUUAUUACCAUUAAAUUCGAUUAAUUUACCAAAUUCACAUUCAAAACUCGUCAAAUCCUUACCUGGGUUUCCUGGAAAUCUACCUUUCAAGCUUCAUACUGGAUAUAUUGGAGUGGGGAAGGGGGAGGAGGUGCAGCUAUUUUACUACCUUAUUGAGUCCAACCGAGACCCGGAAACCGAUCCACUUAUGCUAUGGCUCACUGGAGGACCUGGUUGCACUUCCCUGUCUGCAAUUUUUUUUGAACAUAUUGGUCCAUUAUCUUUCAACUAUACAGGAGUAUAUUUCAACCGUACUACAUCUACCUGGGAGACUGAUCUACCGGCUCUUCAAUUAAAUCCCUACUCUUGGAACAAGGUAGUCAACAUACUAUUUCUAGAGUCACCUGUGGGCACCGGAUUCUCUUAUUCCACAACUGCUGAAUCUUACUAUACUACUGAUAUAAAAGCAUCAAAACAGAUCUACGAAUUUCUACGAAAGUUUUAUGUGGAACAUCCUCAAUUUGUAAAAAAUCCUCUCUACAUUGGUGGUAGCUCGUAUUGUGGACUUAUAGUCCCAUUCAUCAUGCAAGAGAUUGUAAAAGGGAAUGAAGAUGAAACUGGUUCAUCAAUCAAUAUUAAGGGAUAUGUUCUCGGAAGUCCUGUGAGUGAUCCACACGAGAGUGAUUUAAUUGGGAGAAUCGAUUUUGUUCACCGUGUAUCCCUAUUAUCAGAUGAUCUUUAUGAGUCAACCAAAGUAAGUUGUAGUGCUCCGAACUGGAAUAUCAGCAAUGCAGAGUGCGAAGAUAAUGCUCAGACUGUAAUUGAUUUUAUUUCUCCAUUAGAUGAUGAUAAUAUUUUGGAGUCAAAAUGCAAUGAUUUGUACCCAAGCAAUUGGUGUCGGAAAAACUUUAAUUUGAUCAUCGAUAAUUGGGCAAAUAAUGUUCAAGUUCGACAAGCACUUCAUGUCCGGGAGGGAACUGUGGGUCAUUGGACUCGAUGUAACUUAACCAUGAGGACUCGAACAUACAACUCAACAAUGAUGCGCAACAGCUUUGGUGAUCAUCAAUAUCUUGCAAACAAGCAUAUUAGAGCACUUAUAUACAGUGGUGAUCAAGAGCUGAGUGCUACAUAUGUAGGCACACAGAGAUGGAUCAAGAAACUCGACGUACCAAUUGAUAAAGAUUGGAGGCCAUGGGUUGUAAAUGGCCAAGUUGCUGGAUAUGUUACAGAUUAUUCAAAUGGGCACUACAAUUUGACAUUUACCACAGUUAAGGGAGCAGGACAUUGCCCUUCAGAGUAUAAACCUCGAGAAAGUUUGUUCAUGAUUCAAAGAUGGGUUGCACAAGAUUAUCUCUAGUGUCGCGAUAGUUAAAUUUGAAAUUUUUUUGCCUUCAGAAUAAGUGCACUAGGUAAUCAACAAAGUUAGUAUAUACCUUGCGCUAGUUUAAAUGUUUCUUUCAUAUUCCGCGGUUUUGCCUAUUGUUAACCGGUAUGUAUGCAUAUUGAGGAAAAUCUGUGUGAGUCGACUUAUUAUUAAUUGAUUUUAGGGUGAAACCUCCUUUGAAAAUAAAAGUGGUCUUGCUCUCCUUAUUAUCAGAGUAGAGAGCUAUUUCACUAUUAAUAAAAUAAUCGCGCAUUCGCGCCUGUUACAUAUUA
Chenopodium quinoa (quinoa) is the source of this 1813-nucleotide messenger RNA. RefSeq names its product serine carboxypeptidase-like 17. The record is from RefSeq and is a predicted model, not a curated record. The coding region runs from base 117 to 1514 and encodes 465 amino acids. NCBI's taxonomy places the organism in Eukaryota, Viridiplantae, Streptophyta, Magnoliopsida, Caryophyllales, Amaranthaceae. The transcript is spliced from 14 exons. Gene Ontology annotation, biological process: proteolysis; secondary metabolic process. Gene Ontology annotation, molecular function: acyltransferase activity, transferring groups other than amino-acyl groups; serine-type carboxypeptidase activity.